Ruditapes philippinarum (Manila clam) is the source of this 1155-nucleotide messenger RNA. RefSeq lists its product as uncharacterized. The record is from RefSeq and is a predicted model, not a curated record. NCBI's taxonomy places the organism in Eukaryota, Metazoa, Mollusca, Bivalvia, Venerida, Veneridae. The transcript has a single exon. The coding region runs from base 1 to 1155 and encodes 384 amino acids.
AUGCCCAUCAACUCUAUUGUAGAGGAAUUCAAAGUUGCUAAGACCAGACUUCUGCUAACGCUGAGAGAUUCCAAAGACGAGAAGAUCAGCGGCGCUGGCAUCGAGGUUAGGACUGGGCGAAAGUGGUCAGUGAGUCGUGCGGUGGAGCUUGCAGAGAGCAGUCUCAAGCACCAAGACAUUGUGGGUAUGACAAACAUAGGAAAAGAAGGACUAGGCACCAGGAAGCACCAAAGAUGGGAGACUUCAACACAGCAGGAAAGAAGAUCCCUAGUACAGACCGAGAUCAGGAAAGAAGCAGAGCAGGAAAGAAUGUCAAGGGCAGUCCAGCUAGGACCACAGGGAAACUGGACAAGAUGGCAGGUUCCAGAAAGGAAAUUAUCCUGGCAAGAGAUCUGGCAGUACGAGCCACUCAGACUGAGUUUCCUGUUUUGUUCUAUCUACGACAUGCUCCCAUCUCCUACCAACCUGUACCAGUGGAAGCUGAUUGACGACCCGGCAUGUCCAUUGUGUGGUUCACCAGGAUCACUCAAACAUGUACUCUCAUCAUGCCCCACAGCCCUAUCUCAGGGGCGCUACAGAUGGCGUCAUGACCAGGUCCUGUCUGAGGUAGCCCAUGUCCUUGAGACCGAAAGGAAGAAAGAGAGACCGAGGCCAAACCAGAACCGCUACAUCGGGUUCCUGAAGGAGGGAGAACAAGUACCCAAGUCAGCCCCAGCAUCGACCGGAAUCCUGAAUGAAUCCAGGUCAUGGGAAAUGAAGGCUGACCUAAAGGAACAACUACAGUUCCCCCAGGAAAUCGCCCAGACUACCCUCCGGCCAGACAUUGUGAUAUGGUCCAGAAAUCCUAAACGAGUGGUGCUGGUUGAGCUGACAGUCCCAUGGGAGGAACGCAUUGAAGAAUCCCACGAGCUCAAGAGGUCCAAGUACGAAGACUUGGCCCAAUCCUGCAAGUCCAACGGCUGGAACACUCAGGUCUUCCCGAUUGAGGUCGGAUGUCGUGGCUUCCCAUCACAAUCAGUGUGGAGGAUGCUCGGAGCAUUGGGCAUCAAAGGAGCGGCACGAAAGCGCACAGUCCAUGCUCUGGGGAGAACAGCCGAAAGAGCGUCCAGUUGGCUAUGGAUGCUCCGUAGCAAACAUGAAUGGCAGCCAAGGUAG